Messenger RNA from Sceloporus undulatus (fence lizard), 882 nucleotides. Its product is annotated as coiled-coil domain-containing protein 166-like. The annotation marks the transcript as partial. NCBI's taxonomy places the organism in Eukaryota, Metazoa, Chordata, Lepidosauria, Squamata, Phrynosomatidae. The record is from RefSeq and is a predicted model, not a curated record. The transcript has a single exon.
CACUUCCGGGGGGAGAACACGUUCCUGGACAAGGAGGCCCAGGAGACCCGGGAGAACAGCAGGGCCUACCUGACCUACCUGUCCAAGCGCACCCUGCGGUGCCAGAACGCCAUCAUCACCCUGAAUGACCAGAACCGCUCCGACCUGGAGCAAGUCCUGAAGCAGAAGGAGGAACUGACCUCGCAGUACACCGACAAGGAGAAGGAGGUGAGGAGCCAGCUGAUCGAGAUGGAGACCAAGUUCUCCCUGAUGAACAAGGAGGUCGAGGAGCUGAAGCCCUUCAAGGAGCUGCAGGCGGAGCAGCUGGCCCGCAUCCGGGAGCUGGAGAGGGACCUGCUGGCCAUGAAGAUCCACCACUCGGAGCAGAUGCACCGCAUCAAGAGCCGCUUCCUGCAGCAGAAGGCCGAGUAUGAGGCGGAGUCCCAGCAGAAGGUCCAGGCUCUGGCCAAGCGGGCCGAGAAGGAGGCCGUGCGCAGCCUCAUCCAGCACACCAAGCAGAUCAAGGCCGAGAACCUGCGCCUGCGCAAGGAACUGCUGGACCUCAUCAGAAGGGCCCAAGGCCUGAAAGCCAUCGUCCACCAGCUCCGGGAGCAAAAGCGGCAGCUGCUCCGGGAGCUCCACUACAGCCAAGGCCUGGCGCACAGGCGCCGCUGGCUAGUGCAGAGAAGGCCCCCGCGGCAGCCCCCUCCCGAGAGCCUCAGCCCACUGGGCAAAAGGGGGCUGGGCUCCCCUCCGGCCACAGGACUCCCGGCGCCGGCCAACAAAGGCUCACCGUCCCCCAUAGGCCUCCAGCCAGAGGACAUCCUUGCGGGAAGGGCCCCCAUGACCCCAGGCCGGGAGCCCACCGAAAGACCCUCUGCCCAGGAGGCAUGGGAAGAGUAG